This is a messenger RNA of Osmerus eperlanus (European smelt), 1100 nucleotides long. It is a transcript of the gene dharma, whose product is annotated as dharma. Gene Ontology annotation, molecular function: RNA polymerase II cis-regulatory region sequence-specific DNA binding; DNA-binding transcription factor activity, RNA polymerase II-specific. Gene Ontology annotation, biological process: regulation of transcription by RNA polymerase II. Bases 20 to 529 code for a protein of 169 amino acids. Lineage: Eukaryota; Metazoa; Chordata; Actinopteri; Osmeriformes; Osmeridae. The record is from RefSeq and is a predicted model, not a curated record. The transcript is spliced from 3 exons. Gene Ontology annotation, cellular component: nucleus.
UUGGAACUACGUGAUACCUAUGCCUAAGGCCCUGACCGCGCUCAACAUGAUCCCGGUCACGGGCGCAUCACACGCGCCAAUCGGUUAUCGCGGCUGCUACCUGGGAUACCGGCCCUUCAGUUAUCAUCAUCAUGAUUUGAACCCCAACAAAGCUGUUCGACAACCCAUGGGUUUCACCUACGAAAGAGAUUCUCAGGUGCAUCGCUAUCCGGGUCAACCCGCGAGUCAAAGACCGCGGUGCAGGAUGCGUACCGUUUUUACCGACAGCCAGACAAAGGACCUGGAACAGCUCUUCGAGAUAACGGACUAUCCUGGCGUUGACGCUCGUGCAGAACUGGCGAUUAACUCCGGCCUUACUGAGGAGACAGUUAGGGUAUGGUUCAAGAACCGCCGCGCCCGCCGAAAACGUCAGAGGAACGGCAACAAGGUCAAUAAUUCACCGACAUGUUCAAGGCGUGAAGUCAGAGACGGUUCUCCCAACUGCCGCAGCCGCGUCCACCAAGAAACCGCCCUUUCUGCAUUUCUCUGACAUCAACAUGGAGAAUUUACAAUCAGUAAUAAAUAGGCAAAUUUUCAGUCUAUUUAAUUGACAUCCAUUUCCAAGGGUAGAGUUAGGAACAAAUUGACAACGACAAAUACACCCUGUAGGCCUAUAUAAAAAAAACUGACAUGUUACCCUGGAAAUUUCAAGGUUCCUUGAUUUGAUGUCUCUAUUCACAAAUGAUUUAUCCUAUAUUCUUGUCAAAAAUUCAAGAAGUAACAAGUGGAAACGGACACUAUGAUUAAGCGUUUUGAAGCCACAGUGUGGCAGUAUAGGCUUGAUGAAAGCCAAACCACAUUUGUCCAGUGAGCGCUGCUUGCGCAAUUGUUGGCCAGGACACCAUUCUUUUUUGAGUCGUCAUAGAAGUAGAGAUUAGAUUGUUUUAUUUUUAAAUUAAUUUCUCAUUUUUUUCCAGAGCUGUAUAUUUAAUAAACAUAAAAUGUCAUGGAAUAGUAUUCCGUACUGAGAUUACAUUUUUAGUUUUUUACAGAAUAACCUACAUAGUGCUUUUUGUUUACUUGUAACAGAUAGCUACAAAAAUAAAUGUACUGUAUAGGCA